Molecule: messenger RNA, 3132 nt
Organism: Chaetomium globosum CBS 148.51
Lineage: Eukaryota; Fungi; Ascomycota; Sordariomycetes; Sordariales; Chaetomiaceae
Exons: 6
Coding region: 1-3132 (1043 amino acids)
Cellular component (GO): plasma membrane
Molecular function (GO): calcium-activated cation channel activity
Source: RefSeq, a predicted model, not a curated record
AUGGAUUGGGUUACCCAGAUUGUCCAUCUCGAGCGACGAGUGCUCGGCAUUAACGAGAGUGAUGAUGGGCGCAUUGGAUCCGGUCGCAACGAUAGCGAUGGCGGCGGCACCCUCGUCAACUUCAAUCCGGCCGGCGAUGACAAAAAGUCCGAGUCGCUAGCUUCCCUCGGAAGCACCUUCAUCCCCGUCGUCAUCUACUCGGCCAUCUGCUUCCUCAUCUUCUUCGUCUUCCGCCGGAAAUGCCACCGUGUUUACGCCGCGAGGACCCUGCCGUCCCUCCGUGAGCCAGAAACCCCGAGCCCUGAGCUCCCCGACGGCUGGUUCAACUGGAUCAAGCCCUUCUUCGCCAUCAAGGAUGACUACAUCCUCAACAAUUGCUCCCUAGAUGGCUUCUUUUUCCUCCGCUUCCUCCGCAUGCUCUCCAUCAUCUGCCUUGCCGGCGUCGUCGUUGUCUGGCCUGUCCUGCUUCCCAUCAACGCCACCGGCGCCAGCGGACUCCUCGAGCUGGAUUCCCUAACCAUCGGCAAUGUCAAGCUUGCCAGCAAGUACUACGCCCAUGUUCUCGUCGCAUGGUGCUUUUUCGGUUUCGUCUUGUUCAUGAUUUGCCGCGAAUGCAUCUACUAUGUCAACCUCCGGCAAGCUUAUCUGCUCUCGCCAAAUUACUCGAAACGGCUCUCCUCCAGGACCGUCUUGUUCACUUGCAUCCCGAAACCCUACCUGGAAGAGGCCACGUUGCGAAAGGUAUUUGGCGAUUCGGCCAAAAACAUCUGGAUUGUCAAGGACACGAGCGCCGUGCGCGCCCUUGUCGAGGACCGCGAAGAAACUGCCGAUCGGUUGCAGCAAGCAGAGGUUAGGCUCAUCAGGCUGGCGAACGCCUCGCGUCAAAGGCAUCUCAACAAGUAUCCGGCUGCCUCCACGUUAAACAACCAUCUCAACGAAACCGAUGCCAAUUCGCCUCGGCCUUCACAAAAUGAAGCCGAAAAGGGGCACGUCAUCGACACCUCUGAACGUUUUACCGACCGUCAACUGUCCGUUUCUGAUAGCCCAACCUUGGCAAAGGCACCAGAUCCCGAGUACACGCACCCGUACGGCCUAGACCCAUCGCUACCGGAUGUUAGAGGCUCUGUGGCCGCCCUGUGGCUGCCGGUGCAAUCCCGACCUCACCACCGCCCGCUUCGGAACUUUGGGCGCCGGGUUGAUACCAUCCGGUGGACCAGGGCGAGGCUGAAGGUACUCAACAAAGAUAUCUGGAAGCUCCGCCGGAAGUUUCGCGGAGGAGAUGGCUCCCCGCUCAACGCGGCCUUUAUCGAAUUCGACUCACAAGCCAGUGCCCAAGCAGGGUUCCAGAUCUUAGCCCACCACCAGCCGCUGCAUAUGUCACCCUGCUAUAUCGGCCUCCAGCCCGACGAGAUCAUCUGGAGUACACUGCGGAUCCGUUGGUGGGAGCACAUCAUGCGCCGUUUCUUUAUGAUGGGCGUCAUCGCCGUUGCCAUCGUCUUUUGGUCCAUUCCUGCCGCCCUCGCGGGUAUGGUGACCAAUAUCAAAUCCCUCAGCGAGACAAUAUUUUUCCUCGAAUGGGUUAUGCUACUUCCCGGUCCGAUCCUAGGCGUCAUUCAAGGUCUUUUACCGGCGCUCGCCCUCUCCUGGCUGAUGGCGGCCGUCCCAUGGAUGCUCAGGGGUUGUGCUAGGGUCGCCGGCGUGCCCUCCCGUGCUCUGGUGGAGCUGUACGUGCAGCACGCCUACUUCUUUUUCCAGGUCGUACAGGUCUUCCUCGUUACCACACUCACCUCGGCUGCCUCGGCGGCCGUCUUCGACAUCAUCCAGAACCCGCUCAUGGUGAAGGACAUGCUGUCUGAGAACCUGCCCAAGGCGUCCAACUUUUAUCUGUCGUACAUUCUCAUCCAGUGCCUCGCUGCCGGUACUACAAGGCUCGCCAACGUUGGUGACCUCAUCCGGCACGAAGUCAUCGCGAAAACGCUUCCGAAUCCGAGACGACGCUUCUACCGCUGGCGCAAGAUGCGGGAGGUCCACUGGGGUAGUGAAUUCCCUCGCUUUACCAACCUAGGUGUAAUCGCUAUCAGUUAUUCCUGCAUCGCACCCAUGGUCUUGGUCUUUGCGGGGCUCGGCAUGUUUUUCACCAGCUACAUCUACCGCUACAACCUGAUUUAUGUCUAUGACACGGGUCCUGAUAGCAAAGGGCUCUUCUACCCACGCGCACUCAUGCAACUCAUGACUGGGCUCUACAUCGCCGAGAUCUGCCUCAUCGGCCUCUUCGCCUUGAAGUCCUCGGUCGGCCCGUUGCUCCUGAUGGCCAUCUUCCUCGGUUUCACCGCACUCGUGCACAUCUCACUCAGCGAAGCCAUGACACCACUCCUCAACAAACUCCCGCGCACGCUGGCCCUCGAAAAGGACAUGGGCCCCAUCGCACAAGACGAGCAGCCGGGUGACGACACCGCCCAGCCAGCGCCAUACCCGACCGGCGGCCUGGCCGCGGACUACUACAACAUGACCGACGACGACUCGGACAGCCUACCAGGCGACGCGCCGAACCACGACCUCGACACCGACAUCCAACUCCGCGGCAUCGAAGGCAGCAGCAGCCUGAAAUACCAACUCACCCAAUGGAGCAAAUCCCUCUUCAAAUCCACCUUCACCACGUCUCCACAACCUUCCAACUCCCCCCACACCACCAACCCCCCCAGCAACACCAGCCGCCUCACCCGCAUCCUCACGCACAUCAAACUCUCCAUCACCCCGGACCCCUCCCGCCCGCCCAACAUGCUGCUCACCUUCCUGCACCCGGAGAUCUACCAAUCCUUCCGCCUCCUCCAACCCCGCAUCAACCCGGGCCCGGACCCCGACGCCCACCCCCUGCCCGCCGACUACGCCAAGCGCGCCUACUGGCCGCCCGAGAUGUGGACGCCCGUCCCACGCCUCUGGCUGCCCCGCGACGACGCCCGCGUCAGUCGCCAGGAGGUGGCCCAUUGUGUUGGGGCGGUGGCCGCCGCGAGUGAUAGGGCUUGUUGGUUGGCGGAUACGACGACGGCGGGGAAGCGGGCAAGGAGGAGAUGGGGGGGGAGGGUUGGUGGUGGGGGGGUCAUCACCACCAACAGCACCAACGCCCCCGGUUGA